Bipolaris oryzae ATCC 44560 is the source of this 618-nucleotide messenger RNA. RefSeq lists its product as uncharacterized. NCBI's taxonomy places the organism in Eukaryota, Fungi, Ascomycota, Dothideomycetes, Pleosporales, Pleosporaceae. The record is from RefSeq and is a predicted model, not a curated record. The coding region runs from base 1 to 618 and encodes 205 amino acids. The transcript is spliced from 2 exons.
AUGCUGUCUGCCGUCUGCGGCCUUGUCGUCUGUCUUGUCCAAAAGCUUGCACGGUCCUUGACCUCCUCAUACGACGACGGGCCAAGUAGCCACAAAUGUAAACGAGUAAACGAGAACAAUAAUAACAACAAUAAGCCCAUUCCCCCACCGUCGUGGUCAACUGCUCGCUCUGAUGACCACGCUGCCCACACUACUGUCGUCAUCGGCACACUCCAUAGUGCUCCUUACCCCCCCAACUUGUGCGCACGCACGCUCUCGCUGCUUGAUUGCCCGCGCCCUCAUCAUAAUAGCGGGGUCGGCCUCAUCUCCUGCAGCCCCCGUCCGCCUUCAACCGACUGGCUUCCUCCUCUCUCGCUUCCCCACCCGCGCACGCACGCACGCACACACACACGCUGCACCUGCAGUAGUGCCUUGCUGCUUCUUCUGACCGCAGCCUUUGCAUUUGCCUCGCCUGCGAGCCCCGGAUUCUCAGCCCAUGGGGUUUGGCGAGAUCGACGGGAAAUCAUCACACCAAUUCCUUCGCCUCCACGCACGCUGUCAACUUCGGGUACACUUCUAACCUGUUUGCGCCCUGCACCUAGGCACAGACCUACAGCCCACCCACACCGAUCCCGAUAG